Molecule: messenger RNA, 256 nt
Organism: Sorex fumeus (smoky shrew)
Lineage: Eukaryota; Metazoa; Chordata; Mammalia; Eulipotyphla; Soricidae
Product: CAP-Gly domain-containing linker protein 1-like
Exons: 3
Coding region: 14-256 (80 amino acids)
Biological process (GO): positive regulation of microtubule polymerization; cytoplasmic microtubule organization
Cellular component (GO): nucleus; cytoplasm; microtubule plus-end
Molecular function (GO): microtubule plus-end binding
Source: RefSeq, a predicted model, not a curated record
GCAGGUGGGAGGCAUGGAGGCCGGUGUGGUGCGCUUCCUCGGGGAGACGGACUUCGCCAAGGGGGAUUGGUGCGGCGUGGAGCUGGACAAGCCGCUGGGCAAGAACGAUGGCGCCGCGGCAGGAACGAGGUACUUCCAGUGUCAGCCCAAGUAUGGCUUGUUUGCUCCCAUUCACAAAGUCACCAAGAUCGGCUUCCCCUCCACGACGCCGGCCAAGGCCAAGGCGGCCCGCGGGAGGCGUGUGAUGGCUCCGUGA